AUGAGUGCUCUACUUGUUACGCAGGUUACUUACCUCGACCUCUCGAGGAACAACAUCAUGACGGUGGACCCGACGAAGCUGUCGGGCCUGACGCGCCUGACACGGCUGGACCUGUCGGGCAACUACAUCUCGCUGCUGAGCGCGGCAGCCUUCUCGGCGCUGGUGUCGCUGGAAGAGCUGGACCUGAGCGGCAACCGCAUCUCGCGGCUGGCGCACGUGGCGGCCGACUCGCUGCUGGCCAACCUGACGAGGCUGGGCCGGCUGUCGCUGGCCGGCAACCAGCUGCGCGAGCUGCAGGAGCUGGACGGGGGACUCGUGCUGGCCAGCCCCUCGCUGAGGGAGCUCGACCUCAGCCGCUGCCAGCUGCAGAAGAUCGACCACCGCGCCACGCUGGCGCGCCUGCCGCGCCUCCAGAUCCUCAACGUCUCCGACAACCCCAUCAAGUGGAUCCGGGAGGUGGUGUCGGCGUCGCUGCACACGCUGGACGCGAGCCGCUGCGAGAUGGACAGCCUGGGCAGCAGCGCGCUGCGCGGACUCACGGCGCUCGUCUCGCUGCGGGUCAGCCUCAACCCGCAGCUGCGGCUGGGCGAGCCCCGCCUCUACGCGGCCACACUGCGCCGCCUGCACGCCGACCACUGCGCGCUCGACAAGCCUGCGCUCCAGGGCAUGCCGGCGUUGCAGUACGCCUUCCUGCGCGGGAACAAGGUGGAGACACUUACUCAGAAAGACUUUAAUAACAGCGCCCAGUUGAUACGACUGGAACUUCCCAGGAACUUAAUACGUUUCAUCGAGAAGGAUGCCUUCCGACCACUUGUCGAGCUCGAGAGGCUCGAUCUGUCUGGGAAUAAGCUACACCAGCUCGCGUGGAACGCCUUCGUGAACUGUAAGAAACUGAAGUGGCUGUACCUCUCCGAAAACCCGCUAACCGAGUUGACGAACAUUUCGUCCGACUCGAUUCGUACCAUCGACGCCAGUCAAUGCAAGAUCAGUGGACUCCGCAGAGACGUGUUGACGGGUGCCCGCCAAUUGCUGGAGCUCAAUUUAUCGAGUAACUGGAUCGAGAGUGUACCCAAACGACUGCGUUCUGUGUCGCUCGUCAAGCUGGACCUCAGCCAGUGCAGGCUUUCUGCAGUCACCAACGAGACGUUCGUCGAACUGUACCAGCUUCGGUACCUCUACCUACACGGCAACAGGCUUACCAAUGUUCCCAAGUCGUCAAUGGUGACUGGCCUGAAGAACCUGGUGCACCUGACUCUGCACGACAACCCGUGGCGCUGCGACUGCGGUGCGCCCGACUUCCGCAACCUGUGGGACAACCUGACGGCGUCGUCACCGCCCAUUCUCACCGUCAGUGAGAGGCAGACGGUCAAGUGCGCGUCGCCCGAGGCGGUGGCGGGCCAGCAGUGGUGGCUGGCGUGCGUGGAGAAGUGGUACCCGCCGGCUCAGAGCCAGGCCACCAACACGAUGAGCCGCAACGGCGCGGCGGCGCUCGGCCUCGUGGCCGUCAUCGUGACCGCCGUGGCGCUCUUCUGCUUCCUGCGG
Messenger RNA from Schistocerca americana (American grasshopper), 1542 nucleotides. Its product is annotated as chondroadherin. The record is from RefSeq and is a predicted model, not a curated record. The annotation marks the transcript as partial. Gene Ontology annotation, molecular function: protein binding. The transcript is spliced from 5 exons. Lineage: Eukaryota; Metazoa; Arthropoda; Insecta; Orthoptera; Acrididae.